UACGGCUGUCAAGUUGUCUGAUUCCAGAAUUGCCCUGAAAUCUGGCUAUGGGAAGUAUCUUGGUAUAAAUUCAGAUGGGCUUGUAGUUGGGCGUUCGGAUGCAAUUGGACCAAGAGAACAAUGGGAACCAGUCUUUCAAAAUGGGAAAAUGGCUUUAUUGGCCUCAAAUAGCUGCUUUAUUAGAUGUAAUGAAGCAGGGGACAUAGAAGCAAAAAGUAAAACAGCUGGAGAAGAAGAAAUGAUAAAGAUUAGAUCCUGCGCUGAAAGAGAAACCAAGAAAAAAGAUGAUAUUCCAGAAGAAGACAAAGGAAAUGUAAAACAGUGUGAAAUCAAUUAUGUAAAGAAAUUUCAGAGCUUCCAAGACCACAAACUUAAAAUAAGUAAAGAAGACAGUAAAAUUCUUAAAAAGGCUCGGAAAGAUGGAUUUUUGCAUGAGACGCUUCUAGACAGGAGAGCCAAAUUGAAAGCUGACAGAUACUGCAAAUGACUUGAGAUUUUUGUUUCUGCCUUAUCUUUCUGUG
Messenger RNA from Callithrix jacchus (white-tufted-ear marmoset), 521 nucleotides. NCBI's taxonomy places the organism in Eukaryota, Metazoa, Chordata, Mammalia, Primates, Cebidae. The record is from RefSeq and is a predicted model, not a curated record.